AAUGUUGGCUGUACGAUUUGAAUGGCAGAGCACAACAAACCCUAAUUCCUUUUACCCCAUGUUUCGGCACAACAAACAAUCCUAUAUCCCAUGUUUCUAGCUUCAAGCAACAACUAACAAACUAUAACACUACUACCAACGAGCCAUCUGCCAACAUUACCAUUGAGAACAAAGACAGGGGAAGCUGGUCGUGAAUGGGGGAUUCUCGGUUGCAGGGGUCAGUCGGCAAUGACAGAGUCGAUGGCAGGCAGGCAAAGGUCGAGGUUGAUGGCGGACGUUGAUGGCGGAGGUCGAUGGCGAUGGUGGAGUUCGAUGGUGGAAGUCGUGUGAGUUGCGACGGAGCUGCUGGAUGACUGAAGGCGAGGCGAGGCGAGGCAACAAAGAUGGUGGAGGUCGAUGGCUGAAGGCAACAACGACAACGAAUAUGUAGGUUUUCCUUCUCGCCUCUCCCAGCAUUGCAGACUUUCAGCGUCCAAUGCGAUUAGGAACGGUCGAUGGGGAAGCACGCAACAACCGAGUGAGAGAAGAAAUUGGGCUUGGCCCAUUGAAAUAUGGAGGUUUGGAGCUGCCUAGUUGGGCUCAGCCCAUACUUAAUUUUGGCCACGGUCUGGACGGUUAACCACGGUCUAGACCAGACCAAAUCGUUCCAGACCGCAAGUGAAAGAGGCAAACCAUGGACCAGACCAAAUUGUAUUCAUGGUCUAACGGUCCGGACCAAACCGUACGGUACGGUCUAAUCCGCGGUUUUUCAUACAGUUUGGUCUAAAUUCCCAGCCCUACCAAACGGUACCUUCUACUCAGCAACCAAAGGCAGCUCCCCAUCUUGGAUCUGGGCCAGUUUCUGUGACGCCAGGAAAGCUCUUGAUCUAGGCAUCAUUUGGGUAAUUGGAACAGGGGAAACCACGUGGUUCCAUAGUGAUCCAUGGGUCCAUCCUCUCCACGGCCAGGGACACAAGAUCUCUUCUCGUUUGGACCCUCCAUCUCGUGUUUGUGAUUGGAUGAAUGAAGACUGCAGAAGUUGGGACUUCAAUCUUCUUCGGAGGCACUGCACAAUGGAAGAAACUGAGGCCAUUUCACGUAUCCAUAUUGGCCCGGAAGGUACAGACGACAAGUGGGCAUGGAAAUUCACCCCAGAUGGGUCAUUCUCUGUUCGUUCUGCUUAUCACGGGAUACAGAUGCAUCGAAGGGAACAGUCAAAUCACCUGCAACAUCAUGAUCUCAACAUGCCUGCCUCGGAGGAUAAUUGGAAAUGGCUUUGGUCCCUGAAGCUCCCUCCAAAGAUCCGCUUUUUCAUGUGGAGAGGUAUCCUCAAUGCCCUUGCUACCUGCCUCAACCUCUUCAAACGGAGGUGUUCUCCUAGUCCGAGAUGCCAAUUAUGCAACGCGGAGGAAGAAUCCUUGAUUCAUUGCCUUUUUCUUUGCCCCCAUGCAUUGACUACAUGGGAAAAAGUCAUCCCAUCUCUCACCUCUCCGCAGAACUUUUCCCAAUGGAUCUUCUCCAUGCGUGAUCAAGAUUCCCAUCUCUCUAUCCGGCAAAAGAUUUUCUGUGCUUGGAACAUUUGGAAGGCCCGCAACGAGUGUAUUUUUAGAGGUGUCGUCAUCUCCCCAACGGCAACCUCGAUCUGCGCUUUCCGUGAUGCGGCGGAACCUCACUACUCUCCACCUAUCUCUCCUUCACCCCAGCCUGGGGUCAUUCCCUCUCAAUCUUGUCCACCGCCAAUCAAUCUUCGUAGGAUUAACUGUGACGGAUCAUUUGAUAGCGUUUCACAAGAGGCGGCUUUUGGAGUGGUUAUUACCAACUCUGAAGGGCAGAUGUGCGACGGAAAGGCUGGAAAGAUUCUUUGUUCUUCCCCAAUUGAAGCUGAGGCGCUUGCUAUCCUCGCAGCUUGCCAGGUGGCAGCGGAUGACCAUGUCCCUUCAACGAUCCUUUCUGACAGCAAGGUUUUGGUGGACGCUGUUCACAGUGACCCUUCUUUGUGGCCUUGGCGAUGUUUUGCGUCACUGACCUCUAUCACCAAGAUUCUGCGAUGCUCUCCUUGGAUCCACCUUUCCUUUACUGGUCGCCAAAACAACAAGAAAGCCGAUUGGGUUGCACGCAAUUGUAGAAUGAAUUCCCUUCACCCGGAUUGGCUUUUUGUUCUCAUUGUAUUAUCUGACUUGUUGUAACUGCCGAGUUUCACUUGGGUUGGAAUGAAUGAAAGUAUGAUUAUUCAAAAAAAAGACAAUUAACUCAUUCAAACGACCCCUUAAUUAAUUAUUUACGUAUGAUAUUUAACUGACGGUGAACUUCAAUUUCCACCAGUUUACGGUGACGUUUUAGCUUUAUAAUCUACAGUUUCCCAAGCAAAGAACACCAAAACCGAAAAAAGAAGAUCCAGAUAGGUUCAAACUUCGAAGUACGUCAUCCACACCGCCCACUCCUCCAAACUGCGGAAGCGGACGAGUCGACAAAAAAUCAAAAUAAAGGAAAAAGAAAAAAAAAAGGUUUUAAACGAGAAAAGGAAAGUGAAAAAAAUUAGCUGCGCGCCAGCAAAUUGAAAAAAAAAGGGAGAAAAAACCCCAAGAGCGAAUCAUUUCUUGGUAGAGGUAGAGUUGGGCGAGGAAGAAGAAUACGGAGCACGGGAGCAGAAGAGGGACGCCGGAGCAAGAAGCAGCGCCGGAAUCCGGAAGCGGAAGGCGGAGGAGCUUCCGCCGGGAUAGGAGAGAAACAAAGGUGGAGGUUUCUGCAGCUCGACGGUUAGGGUUACCGAUUGUCGAUUUGUGGAGAAGAAACGAUGACGGAUGUGAUAUUGCACAUAUACGAUGUGACCAACAGUGGAUCGGAGAAGACGAACACCACAAUCAUGCAGAUCAAUAAGAUCUUCAAGGACGGUAUUGGCAUCGGCGGCAUCUUUCACAGUGCUGUUCAGGUUUUCCUUCUUCGCGAAUUUCUCUCUCUCUUGUUCGCUUCUUUGUGAAGUUUAAUGUACUGUCUUCGUAACCUUGCGGUGUGCUGGUGAGAGUGUAUCUGUUGAUUUCUAUUGCUCGAAUUCUGCGAGAGAGUUGUUCUGGACAAGAUCUAGGUCUCUGAGGGGGAAAAAGGAACUUAGAAAAAGUGAUCUUCUCUUUACUUGCAGUAUGUGUACUAGUUGGAGUGUUCUUCUUACCUUGCAUGUGAGACUUUGGGCUUUGCUUUGUGGGUGUAAGAAUCGUGUCGUUAUAUUUUCUAUGGCGAACCGCUACUAAGCUGUGCCUGGACUCUUACUCAAAUUGCUCUUGAGGUGUUCUGUAAACUGGACUGGCCAUUUGGUGCUUAAUGUCUUGGAGACUUCCUGAGUAGAUUCUGGAGUCAAAUUACACAAUGAAUUUUGGUAGAUGUAAUGGCCGACAUUGUUAUUAAAGAUAAUUGAAUGCGGAUUCAGGUUUUUGCUUUGGUCUUGUUGCUGAAUUUGAUGACAUUGGAAGCUAGUGAGUGUGUUGAUGAUACUCAUUGAUGACAGUUGGUUAAUGGUUCCGGUAGCUGCUGGGCUGCAUGGUUAUGCUGCGGAAUAGUUUGUGGUUGGUGAGAGGUCUUCCCUCACCUGCUUAGAUUUGUAAGUGAAAGUCAGUAGUGAUGAGAUUGUUAAGGACUAGAAUGGAUAGAACAAUGAGGUCUGUUGAGAUUGUUAAGUCGUUCGUACUUUUCACCACUCUCUUUCAAACCGUGGGGGAAAGAAGGAGAGAAGAAAAAACCGUGGGGGAAAUUACCGUUGUUUCCCUCCGUGUCGUCUGGGGUUUUCCUAAACUUUGUACGGAAUUACGGUUAAGGCAGCAAAGAAGUUAUAGACAGGCACUGUGGAUUAUGGAUUUAGGCUAGAAUGAGUAUGAUGUCCGUCCCUAUUAUAUGGAUCUCCAAAUUAAACUUAUCUUACCGCAACAGAAGGUCUAACAUAUUAGAAAUUCAACUUACUAGAAGAGUGCGAGAAAAGGAGCUGUUAGUUAAAUGCAUCAACCAAUGAAUAAGACCAAUAUAAUAAUCAAUUCAGAGAGUUCCUAACAUAAUACUGUAGUGCAAUUCAGUGCUUGACGUAUUCUUGUAAGUUGUAUAUGCAAGACCCUUGUGCAAUGAUGAAGGUCUCUGUUUAAGUGACUUCUUUCCAUGAUCAACUGUUGCUUCUCUUUGCACUGAUGUUGAAUUGCUUAUGGAUUAUUGAGUUGUUCCCCCCUGGUGACAGGUAUAUGGAGAAGAUGAAUGGUCGUUUGGCUUUUGUGAACAAGGCACGGGAGUUUUUAGUUGCCCUUCGGGAAAGAACCCAAUGUAUACUUACCGUGAAAGCAUUAUACUUGGAAGAACCAAUUUCUCAAUCUAUAAAGUGAAUCAGAUCCUUCGUGAACUUAGUAGGGAGUGGCCUGGAAGCUCUUAUGAUUUGUUGGCCAAGAACUGUAAUCACUUCUGUGAUGAGUUCUGUGAGAAGUUAGGAGUUCCAAAGCUUCCAGGUAAUGAUUUUUAUACUUGCUACUACUAUCCUUCCUUUAAAAGCUUGAUAUUGUCGGUGGCUACCAUACAUUUCAUGUCUGUUUCACUGAAACAUGUAGUUAUGAUGGGUGCACAGUUAUUUAGCUUUGGUGGCUGUUUAAGAUAGGUUAAGAAACCACUGGACCUUUC
Messenger RNA from Linum trigynum, 4623 nucleotides. Lineage: Eukaryota; Viridiplantae; Streptophyta; Magnoliopsida; Malpighiales; Linaceae. The record is from the annotation of a GenBank genome assembly.